Messenger RNA from Aspergillus affinis, 1359 nucleotides. RefSeq names its product uridine kinase family protein. The record is from RefSeq and is a predicted model, not a curated record. The transcript is spliced from 8 exons. Lineage: Eukaryota; Fungi; Ascomycota; Eurotiomycetes; Eurotiales; Aspergillaceae. Gene Ontology annotation, molecular function: ATP hydrolysis activity; kinase activity; ATP binding. Gene Ontology annotation, cellular component: cytoplasm. The coding region runs from base 1 to 1359 and encodes 452 amino acids.
AUGGAGUCCAUCUCGCCCGUAUACUCGGCGGCCACCGAGAAGCGCUACUCUCCACCAUGGGCGGAUUUGAGUAUCAUUGGUAUCGCCGGUAGCUCGGGCUCCGGCAAGACCUCGGUGGCUAUGGAGAUCGUGAAGUCGCUAAACCUCCCCUGGGUGGUGAUCCUCGUAAUGGACUCAUUCUACAAAAGCUUGAACGCGGACCAACAUGCCAGAGCGCAUAGGAAUGAAUUUGAUUUUGAUUGUCCGGAUGCCAUUGAUUUCGAUGCCUUGGUGCACACCUUGACGGACUUAAAGCAAGGGAAGAAGGCAGACAUUCCUAUUUAUUCAUUCGCCGAACAUCAACGUCAGCCUCAUACGACCACUCUCUAUUCCCCUCGAGUCUUAAUCCUGGAGGGUAUUCUAGCUUUGCAUGAUCAAAGGAUCAUGGACCUGUUGGAUGUUAAGAUCUUUGUAGAGGCAGACAUGGAUGUCUGCCUGGGACGCAGAAUCAUGCGCGAUGUUCGAGAGAGAGGAAGAGACAUCGAUGGAAUCAUUAAACAAUGGUUUCAAUACGUAAAACCAUCAUACAAGUACUAUGUGGAACCCCAGCGAUCUGUCUCCGAUAUCAUUAUCCCCCGAGGUAUUGAGAACAAGACAGCCAUUGACAUGGUGGUGAAACACAUCCAGCGCAAACUUGAGGAGAAAUCAGAGAAGCACAGUGCAGACCUGCGUGAGCUGAAAAAGAUCGCCUCUGAGUUGAAGCUUUCUCCGAAUGUUUUGAUGAUGCCUCAAACGCCCCAGUUCAUUGGCAUGAACACAAUCCUUCAGAACCCGGACACGGAGCAGGUUGACUUUGUGUUCUACUUUGACCGUCUGGCUUCUUUGCUGAUCGAGAAAGCUCUGGACAGCGCGGCGUACGACCCCUCAUUUGUGCGAACGCCUCAAGGAACGACAUACAACGGCCUGAACCCGGCAGGUGUCAUGUCUGCCGUUGCAGUCUUACGAGGAGGCUCUUGUCUCGAGACAGCUCUCAAGCGCACUAUUCCUGAUUGUAUUACGGGUCGUGUUCUUAUCCAGACAAAUGCGCGAAAUGAAGAGCCCGAGCUGCACUACCUCAAAUUACCCGACGGCAUUGAAACCCAUGCUACCGUUAUGCUGAUGGAUCCCCAGAUGGCCAGUGGUGGCGCUGCCUUGAUGGCCGUUCGCAUAUUGAUUGAUCACGGAGUGGAAGAGAAGAAAAUUGUCUUCGUGACAUGUGCCGCCGGGAAGAUUGGCCUUAAGCGAUUGACUACGGUGUACCCUAACCUGAAGGUUAUCGUGGGACGGAUUGAAGAGGAGCGUGAACCCCGAUGGAUAGAGAAGAGAUAUUUUGGGUGCUGA